Molecule: messenger RNA, 828 nt
Organism: Macaca mulatta (Rhesus monkey)
Lineage: Eukaryota; Metazoa; Chordata; Mammalia; Primates; Cercopithecidae
Source: RefSeq, a predicted model, not a curated record
UGGACUUCUCUGAGCACCCAGAGCAGCAGCCUCUCCUGUUUGGGCUCUUCUUGGGCAUGUACCUGGUCACUGUGUUAAGGAACCUGCUCAUCCUUCAAGCCAUUGGUUCUGACCCUUGUCUCCACACCCCAUGUACUUCUUCCCGGCAAAUCUGUCCUUCAUCAAUAUCUGUUUGAUCUGCACCAUUGUCCCCAAGGUGCUGGUGAAUAUCCAGACACAACAUCACACCAUCUCCUAUACUGGGUGCCUCAUGCAGAUGCACUUCUUCAUGACACUAGCCCUGCUAGAUAACUUCCUGCUGGCCAUGAUGGCGUAUGAUCGCUACGUGGCCAUCCGCCUUCCUCUGCACUACAUGAUCAUGCAUCCCCAAGCCUGCCUGCUGCUGGCGGCCAUGUCCUGACUCUGCUCCCACCUCCAGGUUUUCUCAUUCAUUCUCCUGAUCAUUCGAUUCUCAUUCUGGGCCUCCCAUUCCAUCCCACAGUUUUUCUGUGAUCUUUUCCCACUUCUCAAACUUGCCUGUUCAGACAUCAAGGUCUUUCACUUCAUGAUGUUCACUGAAGCCACUCUUUCUGGUGUUGUCCCUCUCAUCUGUGUCCUAGUCUCUUAUGCCCACAUCGUGCACACCAUCCUCAGAGUUUCCUCUGCUGAGGGGAAACACAAAGCCUUCUCUACCUGUGGCUGUCACCUGACAGUGAUCACUCUUUUCUAUGGAACCCUGUUUCUGGUGUAUUUCCAGCCUUCAUUCCUACUAGCAGAUACUGGAAUGAUUGCAUCCGUUGUAUACACAAUGGUCACCCCCAUGCUGAAUUCUUUUGUCUAUAGCCUGAG